GCAUUUGAGGGCGGAGCUGUCUGACUCUCUGUGUGUGUGUGUGUGAGUCUGCCGUGUUGUAGUAGUGGUGAGCAGUGCAGCAGCAGCAGCAGCAGCAGCAGCAGCAGCAGCAGAAGCUGGAGGGAACUUGGCUCCAGCAGCGAUGCAGUGACACUCCUCUGGACGACACAGACACAGAAGAGGAGGAGGGGAAGACGGAUGCGCUCCCUGCGCGACCAUGGCUCCGACUGGCUCGCGCAGUGUCAAGCGUGGCUGCAGGAGAGUUGUCUACUGGAUCCCGGUGCUCUUCAUCGCCCUCAUCGUGGCGUGGUCCUACUACGCCUAUGUCCUGCAGCUGUGUUUGGAGUCCAUCGAGGAUACGGGACAGAAAGUGGUGUAUCUGCUGGUCUACCACGUGGUCUUCGUCAUGUUCGUCUGGGCCUACUGGAAGACCAUCUUCACCAAGCCCAUGAACCCGCUGCAGGAGUUCCAGCUGUCCCGCUCGGACACAGAGCUCUUGGAGCGGGAGGACCGCGGGGAGUCUCAGCAGGAGAUCCUGAGACGCGUGGCCAAAGACCUGCCCAUCCACACGCGCACCAACUCUGGAGCCAUCCGCUUCUGCGACCACUGCCAGCUGCUGAAGCCUGAUCGAUGCCACCACUGCUCCGUCUGCGAUAAGUGCAUCCUGAAGAUGGAUCACCACUGUCCCUGGGUGAACAACUGCGUGGGAUUCUCCAACUACAAGUUCUUCUUGCUGUUCCUGGCCUACUCGCUGCUCUACUGCCUCUUCAUCACCGCCACGGACCUGCCCUUCUUCAUCAAGUUCUGGACGGUAGGCAGAAGGUGGAGGAGGAUGAAGGCUGGAGGUAGAGCUCACUUCCGUCUGACAGAGUAUCUGAACGGCCUCCCAGACACGCAGGCCAAGUUCCACAUCCUGUUCCUCUUCUUCUCUGCCUCCAUGUUCUCGGUCAGCCUGGCCUCGCUCUUCAUCUACCACUGCUGGUUGGUCUGCAGAAACCGGUCCACGCUGGAGGCCGUGCGAGCCCCGGUGUUCCGCCACGGCACGGACAAGAACGGCUUCAGUCUGGGAGUCGGCAAGAACUUCAGACAAGUGUUCGGGGAUGAGCUCAAGUACUGGCCCGUCCCUGUGUUCUCCAGUUUAGGCGACGGUUGUUCCUUCCCAACAUGUCUGGUGAACCUGGACCCCGAGCAGCCGCGCUCCCCCAGCGGCUCCGGCCUCGCCAGCCACAGCUCAGCUGAGGGCCGCCACUUCCCCUGCAAACCUCUGAGGGGGAGCCAGAGUCGCCUGCUCAUCGCCGCCCCCUCCUGGACAGACGCUGACACGGACCGGAAGGGCUCCUCCAACCCUGGGAUGACCGUGGAGAACGAAGCGUAACGGACAGCGAGUUUGUGUCCGAGUCGUCCCAUCCGCCGUGCGACUCCUGGACGCUUCAGUCCAAAGGCUCUCAUCACAGGAGUGAAAGAAACAAGAGACAUGUUUGGCUCGGUGUCAGGAAAAUGGGAAAUUAGUUUCACACGAAAAAGGUCGUCUGAGAACGGCCGAAAAAAAAUGUACCUCUGGCUGGAUUUGGUCCCCGAGCCUUGGGUUUGAAAAACUAAAAUAUGGCUUGGAGGAGCAGCUGAGGCCUGCGCUCCGCUCAGGAGGUUCUGGAGCAGGCCGAGGGGACUCCGGUUGGAGGCAAGGAAAACCCUGCUGCCAUCCCUGGGUCAUGAAUGUAAGCUUGUUUCAAACGAAACCAAAACAUCAAGGCGUCACCAAUAUUUUUGUAUCUUGCUGUUGUGACUCCCAAUGUGCUGUUUAAGGUCAUGCCUUGGAAUAAAAGAGCUGGUGCUGUUUCCAGUGCACUCCAGUAGAAAAGCCUCCAGGCCUUUAUUUACCAAAGAAGCUAAAAACCAUCCUCUUGCCGACCACCUUUUACUGCGUCAGCCAUCAGCUGCGCCAGUCAACAACCCGCUCCAAGGUGGCGCGGCAGGGAUCACAUGACCAGGCAUGCACCUGUUGUUGCAGCGAGCACCUCACU
Molecule: messenger RNA, 2021 nt
Organism: Synchiropus splendidus (mandarinfish)
Lineage: Eukaryota; Metazoa; Chordata; Actinopteri; Syngnathiformes; Callionymidae
Gene: zdhhc2
Product: zinc finger DHHC-type palmitoyltransferase 2
Exons: 13
Coding region: 218-1375 (385 amino acids)
Biological process (GO): protein targeting to membrane; peptidyl-L-cysteine S-palmitoylation
Cellular component (GO): endoplasmic reticulum; Golgi apparatus
Molecular function (GO): protein-cysteine S-palmitoyltransferase activity
Source: RefSeq, a predicted model, not a curated record